Messenger RNA from Zychaea mexicana, 949 nucleotides. RefSeq lists its product as uncharacterized. The transcript has a single exon. NCBI's taxonomy places the organism in Eukaryota, Fungi, Mucoromycota, Mucoromycetes, Mucorales, Lichtheimiaceae. The coding region runs from base 217 to 738 and encodes 173 amino acids. The record is from RefSeq and is a predicted model, not a curated record.
UAGACUUGGCAUUCGCAGUGAUUUCGAAGUCGCCGUGCUCUUCAAAGAACUGUAGAAGUGCUGAUCGAGAACAUCUUGACACUGGUGAUUUCUCUGAUCCCGGUCGUGACGAUUACGGCUAUACAACGCCAGAAUCACGAGAGCUGCAGUCUGGCGCUGGCUCUUUCAGCAACGCAGCAAGCAAUCAAAGCAGCAGUUACAGUGACAGCACGAACAAUGGUAGUAGUGAAACCGGUGGAAGUAUCAGCAGCGGUAGUCAAUGUAAAAGUAGUAGCGACAGCGAUAACGACAAUGACGGCAUCACGAGCAGAAACAGCAACAGCAGCGACGAAAACUAUACGUGAACACGAGUUUUCAGCAAAGCCUCGCCUGAACGCCAAAAAGAUUGACUUUGCAAAGCUGACAUUACCUGUGGAUUUGAAUGCGCGUAGGGACCAAAGCAGUGAUGAUGCAUUGCAGUGGGCAGAUACGUUUGGCACUAUACUCUUGCUUUUUAGUCAUCAGCACCAAGGAAAGAAAAUGAUCUUAUGUCUACUACGUCUUGAACUUGAUGCACAUCCAGCUACAUUCACAAAUAUUCCCAUUGGCACACACUCACAAUCUAGGCUCUAUGUGACUGACGCUUCUCAUCUGGAUUGUCUGGCAAUGCAGCUCAAGUCGAUAAACAUUGAAAAUAGGCACUAUUAUCUGUAUCCCGAUAUGCGUAGACACAACUUCUUAAAUAGCUCCAAAAUUUGAUCAUUUUUCAUAUCAAUAAUAUUGCGUUGGGUAUUCGCGGUGAAAAAAAGAGAAAAGCUAGUUUACUGAAAUCACCUAGACUACCCUGGAAUAACCUUCUCGACUAUUCUCACCUUGUUUUUACCUUAUCUCACCAUCGUCAUUUUUAUUAUAGAAAAAUUAACCCAAAGUGCCCUGUUUGUAACCAUUCCAUACGGUGAAUCAGAAUUUU